GUUUGUCUGCUAAUUUAGCUUUCUCAUAAGGGUCAGCGACACAUCCUGCGGCUCCGUUCAGAGUGCAGAGAGAGGGCAGGACGCUUCGCUGUUUACUUGGUACCAGGUGAGAAGGAUCAGGCAGAGAUGGCUGCAACUACUGCUCAGCCUCUGGGCAGCCUGCCCAGCGGACUGGGGAUAUGCACCACAGCCCCGGAUAUAUUGUACCUGCCCGAACUGGUGUUUGGUGGCUUGGUGUGGAUCCUGGUGGCGUCGACACACGUGGACCCGCCGAACCCUCUGGGCUGGGUGAUGUUUGUCUCGGUCUUCUGCUUCGUCAUGACCUUCCUCUGGAUCAUCGUCUUCGCUGCUGGAGGUCACAAGAACCACUCUGGCUGGGCUGCUGCUGACUUUGCUUACCACGGCCUGGCAGCCUUCUUCUACCUCAGUGCGGGGGUCGAUUUGGCUUUCAUCACCUUCCUGAUGAAACCACUCAAUUCAAGAAUCUACCAUAUUGACAUCGCUGCUGUGGUGUUUGCCUUUGUAGCCACACUGCUCUACUUCAUCCACACCAUCCUCUCCUCCAUCCGAUGGAAAACCUUCUGAAGAGCCAAUCACAGACGUGUGUGUCCAAGACUUUGCAUCCUGUGUGUGUACGUGUGUGUGUGUGUGUGUGUGUGUGUGUGUGUGUGUGUGUGUGUGUGUGUGUGUGUUGAAUUACCAACAAGUGACUUCCACUUGCUCAGAUUCAAAAUGAAGCUUCAUUUUAAGACAUUACAUAUUGUUUAGUGAAGAAUAAAGAAUGAAAGCAUGCAGGACAAAGUGAGUAAAGACAGAACCAUAGAAGUUUUAUAUGUUGUCAUGGAAACACAAUCAAAUGAAAUUAAUAAUUUAAAGUCUAAAUUAUGAAAAGCAUUUUAAGCCAGUGAUAAUUCUUUAGAUAACAGAAUGUGUCAUAUGUUUUUAGUCUUUUUAGAGGACCAUGAAAUAUGAUGUAAUUGUUAUUAUUGCAGGCUGAGUGCGUUGAGGUGCCGGCUGUGGAUCUGUGUCUUGUUUUGUUACUUUUAUUACAUAUUCUUCAAUCCUAACAGCCAUCAGAGCAUCUCUCUUCUCUCUCUGGGUCAUGACGUUUGUUUCUCUGCUGUAACUAUAACCAGAACUACUGCCACACGUCUUUUCUCUGUCACAUAGAACUAAUGCCAACCACUCGUCGGGACUUAAAGGACGGUGACGUGUAUUCUUCUUCAAGAUUAAACAAGAUGUGAAUGAUCUGCUCCUCUCUGGAACACAUUCCUGCCACACUGAUACACUUUCAGUUAUUUAAAUGUGGUAAUACAACACUAUCAAAUGCUCAU
This is a messenger RNA of Cottoperca gobio, 1334 nucleotides long. Its product is annotated as myelin and lymphocyte protein-like. Lineage: Eukaryota; Metazoa; Chordata; Actinopteri; Perciformes; Bovichtidae. The transcript has 4 exons. The record is from RefSeq and is a predicted model, not a curated record. Gene Ontology annotation, molecular function: structural constituent of myelin sheath. Gene Ontology annotation, biological process: myelination. Bases 127 to 585 code for a protein of 152 amino acids. Gene Ontology annotation, cellular component: membrane.